This is a messenger RNA of Teleopsis dalmanni, 2127 nucleotides long. RefSeq lists its product as uncharacterized. The transcript has 2 exons. The coding region runs from base 1 to 2127 and encodes 708 amino acids. The record is from RefSeq and is a predicted model, not a curated record. Lineage: Eukaryota; Metazoa; Arthropoda; Insecta; Diptera; Diopsidae.
AUGGGCACAGAACGAAGUUGCUUAUACGCUGUGCAUCAUUCACGCCCGCCAACAGUUGGCCAUCUAACCUCUGACACAACAUUAGCAUUACCUAAAACUUGCCACAACUGUUGGUUCCUAAGCGAAAUAAGUCUGCAAAGUGCCAAUGGCGAUGAUAACAAACCAUCUACUAGUAAUAAUAUUUUGAUGCAUAACUGUCAAAAGCAUUCAGUUGUAGUUGAAGCAUGUGUUGGAGAUAAUGACAAAUUACCCAGUCGCAGUAUUUUGAUAAAUAAACAAAAACCGUGUUCAGCUGAGGUGGAAUCAUAUGUUCUAGAUAACGAUAAACCACCAAACAGCCAAAAUAUUUUGACAAAUAACCGUCAAACGCAUUCAGCUCAGAUGGGGGCAUGCAUUGAAGAUAAUGAGAAACCACCAACUAAUCGCAGUAUUUCGACAAAUAAAAAACAAACGUAUUCAGCUGAGGUGAAAACAUUUGUUAAAGAUGACGAUAAACCAUCAAGUAACCAAAAUAUUUUGAUAUAUAAACUUCAAACGCGUUCAGCUAACGUGAAAGCAAGGGUUGAAGAUAACGACAAGCCAUCAACCAGUCAAAUCAUCACAACACUUGCACAUCAAAGAAGUGCAAAUAACGUGAAUGUAAGUUUAGGAGAUGACGACAAACCAUCAACCAGUCAAAUAUCAAUUACAAAUACACAACAGAGAAAUACAAAUAACGUGAAAGCAGUUGACGACAAACCAACCAGUCAAAUAUCCAUUAGACAUGUACAACAAGGAAGUACAAAUAACGUGGAAGCAAUUGUUGAAAAUAACGACAAACCAUUCACUAGUCAAAACAUCAUAACACAUGCACAUCAAAGAAGUGCAAAUAACGUGGAUGUAAAUAUGGAAGAUAACGACCAACCAUCAAACAGUCAAAAUUUCAUGACUCUUGAGCAUCAAAAAAUUGCGCAUACCAUGGAAACAUUUGUUGAAGAUGGCGUUAAACCAUCAAGCAGCCAAAAUAUUUUGACUCAUAAACAUCAAAAGUAUUUACUUCUGGAUGCAUGCGAUGAAGAUAAUGUCAAACUACCAACUAGUUGCAGUAUUUCGACAAAUAAAAAACAAACGUAUUCAGCUGAGGUGAAAACAUUUGUUAAAGAUGACGAUAAACCAUCAAGUAACCAAAAUUUUUUGAUAUAUAAACUUCAAGCGCGUUCGGCUAACGUGGAAGCAAGGGUUGAAGAUAACGACAAACCAUCAACCAGUCAAAACAUCACAACACAUGCACAUCAAAGAAGUGCAAGUAACGUGAACGUAAGUUUAGCAGAUGAGGACAAACCAUCAACCAGUCAAAUAUCAAUUACACGUACACAGGAAAGUAAUACAAAUACCUUGAAAGCAGUUGACGACAAACCAACCAGUCAAAUAUCCAUUAGACAUGUACAACAAGGAAGUACAAAUAACGUGGAAGCAAUUGUUGAAGAUAACGACAAACCAUCCACUAGUCAAUACAUCAUAACAUAUGCACAUCAAAGAAGUACAAAUAACGUGAAUGUAAGUAUAGAAAAUGACGACCAACCAUCAAACAGUCAAAAUUUCAUGACUCAUGAGCAUCAAAAAAUUGCGCAUAGCAUGAAAGCACUUGUUGAAGAUGGCGUUAAACCGUCAAGCAGCCAAAAUAUUUUGACUCAUAAACAUCAAAAGUAUUCACAUCCGGAUGCAUGCGUUGAAGAUAAUGUCAAACUACUAACUAGUCGCAGUAUUUCGUCAAAUAAAAAACAAACGUAUUCAGCUGAGGUGAAAACAUUUGUUAAAGAUGACGAUAAACCAUCAAGCAACCAAAAUAUUUUGAUAUAUAAACUUCAAGCCCGUUCAGCUAACGUGGAAGCAAGGGUUGAAGAUAACGACAAACCAUCCACUAGUCAAAACAUCAUAACACAUGCACAUCAAAGAAGUGCAAAUAACGUGAAUGUAAAUAUGGAAGAUGCCGACCAACCAUCAAACAGUCAAAAUUUCAUGACUCAUGAGCCUCCAAAAAUUGCGCAUAGCAUGGAAGCAUCUUUUAAACACAAUAAUAAGCUAUCACUUUACGAAAAGUGGAGACGAAUACAUAUCUUUAUAUCAAAGAAAGUAACAACCAAGUAA